Prorocentrum cordatum is the source of this 774-nucleotide messenger RNA. The record is from the annotation of a GenBank genome assembly. NCBI's taxonomy places the organism in Eukaryota, Dinophyceae, Prorocentrales, Prorocentraceae.
GCCAGCCUGAUGGAGUCGGUGGCCAUCUUGGCCGCCUCUUCCCUGGCAGCGUAUGGCUUCGUGGCUGCCACCAGCAAGCUGCAGGUUGCUGCGACCAGGCGAAAGAGGAUGCUGCCACGCGCCCUGGAGCAGCAGCAGUGCCCCCCCGAGGCGGAGCUGCGGCUGCUGGUGGUUCACAUCCGGGCCGCGUCUCUCCCCCCCACGUUCGACGGCGCGGAGGUAAAGAUCCGGGCGAAGCACGGGGCGGUGGGCGUCUCCUCGGCGUGCGACACGGCGGCGGUCCGCGUCCACCGGGAGCUCGCCUUCCGCAGUCGCGUGCCGAGCCGGCCCGUGGUCGCGCACUUCGACACCUCCUUCGUGUUCCUGUGGCAGGGCGACCAGGACCCAUCCCUGGGGAUUCUGAGGAUCCGGCUCGUCCGAGGCUCGCACGGCGGCCGCGUGGUUGCCAAGGCCACGGUGCCCCUCUACGGGGACGCGGUGGGGCAGCAGGAGUUCGACCUGCAGCUCACGGGCUCGCCUGGGCUGUUCGCGGUCGAGGCUUGGCAGGAGGUCGUUGGCCAUGUCGACGUUGCCACGGAGAUCUACAAGAUGUCCAAGGGCGACCUGCGCCAGCACCUGGAGCGGCUCCACGCCCAGAGGCGGCAGGGUGCGUUCGUUCUCGCGGAGGUGCCAGUCACGCACGGGGAGGUGAAGGACCCGUCGAGGGAGAGCGAGCAAGAGGAGGACGAGGAGGACCAGGAUGCAGUCAUGAUGGGCCUGCCCGUCGGCCGCUGA